AUGAUGGUGGAGGAUCUUGGUGUGGAAGCCAAGGAAUCAGCGGUUCGUGAGGUUGCCAAGCUCUUGCCUCUUCCUGAACUCCUUCAGUCCAUAGCUUCCAUCAAGGCCGAUUACAUUGCUCGCCAACAGGCUAAUGAUGCACAACUUAGCACUAUGGUUGCCGAGCAGGUUGAACAAGCACAAGCUGGGCUGGAAUCCCUGUCCUUAUCUCAAAAAUCAAUAAACCAACUCCGUCAAAACUUCGUUUCUAUUGAAAAGCUAUGUCAAGAAUGCCAAACAUUGAUUGAAAACCAUGAUAAGAUAAAGCUCCUUAGCAAUGCAAGGAAUAACUUGAAUACAACCCUGAAGGAUGUUGAGGGUAUGAUGUCAAUUUCUGUUGAAGCCGCUGAGGCACGGGAUUCUUUGAGUGAUGAUAAAGAACUCAUUAAUACAUAUGAGAGGUUAACAGCUCUUGAUGGAAAGCGGAGGUUUGCAUUAGCAGCUGCAGGAUCUCACAAGGAAGAGGUUGCCAGGCUUAGAGAAUAUUUUGAAGAUGUUGAUAGGACCUGGGAGACAUUUGAGAAGACAUUGUGGGGCCAUGUUUCCAACUUCUAUAAUCAUUCCAAAGAAAGCCCUUCAACAUUGGUUCGUGCUUUAAGGGUUGUUGAAAUGCAAGAAAUCCUUGACCAACAACUUGCUGAAGAAGCAGCUGAGGCUGAAGGAGGUGGUGCCAUGGCAUCAAUUGCAAAUCCUCGUAGAACUGCCAAAAAGUCUACCACGGCAACGGCUUCUUCAAGAAACCUGACACAGCAGAAAUUGAAUUUUCAAGGCAAAGGCUAUAAGGACAAAUGCUAUGAGCAAAUAAGGAAGACUGUUGAAGGACGAUUCAACAAGCUUCUGACAGAGCUUGUUUUCGAGGAUCUUAAGGCAGCAUUAGAGGAAGCUCGAACGAUUGGAGAAGAGCUUGGAGAUAUAUAUGACCAUGUGGCCCCUUGUUUCCCCCCAAGAUAUGAAAUAUUCCAACUAAUGGUCAAUCUGUAUACUGAGCGAUUCGUUCAAAUGCUUAGAUUACUCAGUGACAGGGCAAAUGAAAUGACGAACAUAGAGAUUUUAAAGGUAACUGGUUGGGUGGUUGAAUACCAAGAAAAUCUGAUUGGGCUUGGAGUUGAUGAGUCCCUUGCUCAAAAAUGGUACUUGAAUAUCUUAGAAGCCGAUAAGGUACAGCCACCAAAGAAAACAGAAGAUGGGAAGCUAUAUACACCAGCUGCUGUUGAUUUAUUCAGGAUCCUAGGAGAGCAAGUGCAAAUUGUUCGUGAUAAUAGCACUGAUCUCAUGCUGUACAGAAUUGCCUUGGCAAUUAUUCAGGUAAUGAUUGAUUUUCAAGCUGCUGAAGGCAGAGACUUGAAGAACCUGCUUCAGAAAUUGGUUAACAACAACUUGCGCUGCUAUGAUCUUGCAAUGGAGCUAAGUAAUAGCACUUUGGAAGCUCUUCCACAAAACUAUGCUGAGCAGGUCAACUUUGAAGACACAUGCAAAGGUUUCUUAGAGGUUGCAAAGGAAGCCGUGCACCAAACCGUCAGUGUUAUCUUUGAAGAUCCAGGAGUGCAGGAUUUACUUGUCAAGCUUUAUCAGAAGGAGUGGUGUGAAGGACAGGUUACUGAGUAUCUAGUUGCAACCUUUGGUGAUUAUUUUGCAGACGUGAAGAUGUAUAUUGAAGAAAGAUCGUUCAGGAGAUUUGUUGAGGCUUGUUUGGAGGAAACAGUGGUUGUUUACGUUGAUCAUCUUCUAACACAGAAGAACUACAUCAAGGAAGAGACCAUUGAGAGGAUGAGAUUAGAUGAAGAGGUUCUGAUGGAUUUCUUUAGGGAGUAUUUAAGUGUUUCUAAAGUUGAAAGCAGAGUCAGAAUACUGAGUGAUUUGAGAGAGCUUGCUUCUGCAGAGAGCCUUGAUACCUUCACCCUCAUUUACACAAAUAUUCUUGAACAUCAACCUGACUGUCCGCCUGAGGUUGUUGAGAAGCUUGUUGCAUUGCGAGAAGGCAUACCACGGAAGGAUGCUAAGGAGGUCGUACAAGAGUGCAAAGAAAUAUAUGAGAAUUCUCUUGUCAAUGGGAACCCGGCAAAAUCAGGUUUUGUUUUUCCAAGAGUGAAGUGUUUAUCAAGUUCCAAGGGAUCCAUAUGGCGGAAGCUAACUUAG
Messenger RNA from Prunus armeniaca (apricot), 2175 nucleotides. Lineage: Eukaryota; Viridiplantae; Streptophyta; Magnoliopsida; Rosales; Rosaceae. The record is from the annotation of a GenBank genome assembly.